AUGUCUUCUCUUGCACCCCCGCCUGUCGCCCCUGCGGCAACGGUUCCGCCACCCCCACGUGCUACCCAGCCCGCUUCGUCUCGACCCGCCAAAACCGACGCAUUCAAUCUCAAGUAUCUCCUUCGCCUUCCGAUCCGGAUCUUCUCGCCCCCCAAGGCGUCGGGUAUGAUUGGCAGCGUGCGUUCACUGCGUGCGACUCCUUUAAACGACGUGCGACUCGCGGACGUAAUCGAAAACAAGCAUUUCUCGCCCUUGUCGCUCAAGGACUUUGAGGGCUACCUCGUUUUCAGGGAGCAUGCUGCUGAGAACCUGUACUUCAUUUUGUGUGAGUACACUCUCCCCAGCUUGAUUCCUCGCUCCAUGUCGUGAAGGGUGUCCUUAUCGGGGGCCACCAGCGGGCCCCGUGCUUCCAAGCCUUGCGCGCUCCUGGCUGCUGAGCGUUGAGCGCUGAGCGCUGAGCUCGGCUGCGGCGCGCUCUGGAAUCCGGAUGCAGCAACAAGCUGCCCCCAAGUUGCCCCCUGACGUGAGCCCUCACGUUGAUGCCAGCGCAAGGUCUCGAAGCCGCGUCCCUAUCGCCAGCGCAGUACCCAGGUUUGUGUCUUAUUGAUCGAGACAGUACUGACACCUUCUUGAUGUGCGCUCACUCAGGGCUCAACGAAUACGAGAAAGAAUGGAAUGCGUGGCAGCGCGACCCCACGGCGCUUAAGGAGGCACACGAUGCCCGGAUCACCGACCCUCAUGCCUCUCGUACAUUGACGCAGUUUCCACCUCAGCUACGCGAGUCACUAGAGCGUGGCCUCGAUGCCUUUUUCACUCCUGAUGGAGCGCUUGAACUCAAUUUGUCGGAUGCAACUCGUGACAAGGUGCUCGUGGAGGCUCGAUCCGGCAAUCCUGCAGACUUUGAGGAGGCUCGGGGCUUGAUACUGCACAGUCUGCACAGGUGCGCCCUCGCUCGUUGCGCUAUCACAGUAAAUCCCAUCUGACAUCGUGGCAUGGCGCACCUGCCCAGGUCUUUGGCUGCGCAUUCCAAGGCUUGUGUCGCCAACGCCGGUCCUCGUCGUCUCGUCUUCUGCUUCUGUCUCGGCUUGUCGAUCUUCUUGCUCGGUCUGAUACCGCCCCUCGUCGGCAUCCUUGGCGGAUAUGCUCGCGCAUGGCGAGUUGUGGGAUUGCCCUUCAUUUGGUUUGGUACCGCCGUUAUGGUGAUGGCGGUGAAUCGCAUCUGCGGAGUAAGUGCUCUGGACUCUGAAACCUCUCCCUGCAUUCGCAUCCUAUUUACGAAAUCUGUUCCCACCCAUCCCACCCAUCAAGGUCAUCUGGCUGCUAGGAGAAGAUCGGCAGCUGCUCCGCUACGAGGCUGAGCCUCCGACCGUACUAUCAAACUCUAUCGUUGACCUGGGUCCUGCUACGCCUCGCUCGUCCAGCUCUUCCUGGGAUGAAGAGUCUGCCUACGGCGACGAGAAAGAUUGUAGCCCCGAGCCUUCGUUCACGACUCGGACGUCCGCCACGCCUUAUCCGUGGGAAAGAACCGAUGCCUCGGCUGGUGUCGACUCUGCUACUUCGUGUCCUCCAUCUUACUUGUCGAAGGCGUCUACGCUUAACCUCGUGCCUUCCUCAGCUCAGGUAUGGGGACCGGUCACGAAGGUGUUUUCGCCGGACGUCGUGCGCGCUCAGUGGAGACUCGCCGUUGGGGCUCUUUUGGCCGGGGUCGUGGGCCUUCUCACUGUAGGAGUGGUGCUGAUGGCCGUUCCAAACAGAGCAUGA
This is a messenger RNA of Microbotryum saponariae, 1761 nucleotides long. Lineage: Eukaryota; Fungi; Basidiomycota; Microbotryomycetes; Microbotryales; Microbotryaceae. The record is from the annotation of a GenBank genome assembly.